AUGCCGCUCGAACCAGUGGGUCACUUUCGAUACUUUAUAGCCUUUGGUUCAAACGAGGGUGCCCGCUUGCGAACCAUCACAAGUGCUCUACGGAGCUUGUGUGCCAUUGGAGAGAUAGACGCGACCUCGAACCUAUACGAGACUGAGCCGCUCUAUGAGGCAUCCCAGCCGGUGUUCCUGAACGGUGUUGUGGCGCUGCAAACAGAUCGUGAACCGUUUGAACUUCUUUCAGAACUCCAGCGCAUCGAAAAAGACCAUGGUCGAGAGCGCUCGACUGAUACGGAAAAGCGCUUCGGGCCUCGCACCCUCGACCUGGACGUGCUGCUUGCGGAGCGGUGGCAACCGAACGGCUUCCGCGGGUUACCGCCAGUCACCUCGUCGCGUUUAACGAUACCGCACCCGAGAAUAAAAGAGCGCUCAUUUGUUUUGCGGCCAUUGAAGGAUCUGGGUAUAAGCGUUAGGGACGCGAGACCACUACCUGGUCGAGUGCAGCAGGUGUUGGUGACAGCCAACGAGAUGGUGUUGCCGGUGCGACGCUGUGCAGCCGGGAUGCCGCACGUGAUGGGCAUCCUCAACGUCACACCGGAUAGCUUCAGUGACGGUCACCCAGACAACUUGUCGAUGGAGAAAGCGCUGCGUACUGCGGAGCGCCUGGUGCGACACGGAGCCCGUUUGUUGGAUGUUGGUGGACAGAGCACGCGUCCGGGUGCUGUUCGCAUCUCGCCUGCUGAGGAGGCGGCUCGUAUUUUGCCGGUUCUCAAGGCACUGCGGGCGCGAUUCCCUGCUCAAAAAGGUAUCUGGAUAUCGGUGGACACAUUUUAUGCCUCAGUUGCGAAGCUAGCGAUUGAGCACGGUGCUGACUGCAUCAACGAUGUAAGCAGCGGCCGGCUGGAUCCGGGAAUGUUGCCUUUCCUGGCCGAGGCUCAUGUUCCAGCCAUAUUCAUGCACAUGCGAGGCAACCCGCAAACCAUGAUGGAUCAUGCUAACUAUCCGGAGGGUGAAGUUGUUGAUGUGGUUGCUUCCGAGUUAGCGGAGCGACUUGAUGCAGCUCAGCGAGCAGGCAUCUACCGGUUUAACCUUAUUGCCGAUCCGGGUCUGGGCUUUGCGAAGCACAGCAACCAUAAUAUAGCGCUGUUGAGAGGCUUGGAAAGAUUUCGUGAGCUUCUGAGUCGAGGCCGAGGUGAGUGGCCCAUGCUUUUAGGCGUCUCCCGGAAGCGAUUUCUGGAGCAGUUCGCGGCUCGUUCGGCAACAUUGCCCGAUGCCGCCGCAACCACAUCAGGGAAAGAGGCGCAAAAAGACAACUCCGUGCCGCUGGACGCCGCAGCUCGCGACUUUGCCACGGCUGGGGCUGUUACCUGGGCCGCCCUGCACGAUGUCGAUAUCGUGCGCGUCCAUGAACCUGCCGUCUGCGACGCUGCGCGCUGUUUUCUGUACUUGCAACGAGAUGCGGCUUCCCGCAGUGCAGCCGCUUCCACAGAAAAUGAAACGUGUGCUCCGUACUGA
This is a messenger RNA of Cyanidioschyzon merolae strain 10D, 1503 nucleotides long. RefSeq names its product 7,8-dihydropteroate synthase / 2-amino-4-hydroxy-6-hydroxymethyldihydropteridine. The record is from RefSeq and is a predicted model, not a curated record. Gene Ontology annotation, cellular component: cytosol. The transcript has a single exon. Bases 1 to 1503 code for a protein of 500 amino acids. Gene Ontology annotation, molecular function: 2-amino-4-hydroxy-6-hydroxymethyldihydropteridine diphosphokinase activity; dihydropteroate synthase activity. NCBI's taxonomy places the organism in Eukaryota, Rhodophyta, Bangiophyceae, Cyanidiales, Cyanidiaceae. Gene Ontology annotation, biological process: tetrahydrofolate biosynthetic process.